Brienomyrus brachyistius is the source of this 1192-nucleotide messenger RNA. RefSeq names its product frataxin (gene fxn). Gene Ontology annotation, cellular component: mitochondrion. The transcript has 6 exons. Gene Ontology annotation, molecular function: ferrous iron binding; ferroxidase activity; iron chaperone activity. NCBI's taxonomy places the organism in Eukaryota, Metazoa, Chordata, Actinopteri, Osteoglossiformes, Mormyridae. The record is from RefSeq and is a predicted model, not a curated record. The coding region runs from base 53 to 724 and encodes 223 amino acids. Gene Ontology annotation, biological process: intracellular iron ion homeostasis; iron incorporation into metallo-sulfur cluster.
GGAAGCGCAUGAUCCCAGGCACGUACAAUCGAUAACGCGGAUUAGAUUUGUCAUGUACAGACAGACGACCAUGUCACGUUUGGCACUUAAACGCUUGGUGUUUUACCGGUUUCAUCUAACUACGACAGUAAAGCAAGAACGGGGAGCUGCUAGAAUACACUCCGAGGGGGGCAGAUGCCCGUUACACCAGCAUGACAAGAUAUUGUCUCGGACUCGUGAUAGAACCGCGUCUUCUCCUGUCCGUGACCAAUGGACGCCCAUCCGAACCGGCAGGUUAUUAGAUCCAGGACUACUGCUGAGGACGCAAAAAAGAAAUGUUUACUUAACACGUGUUGCUUGUGCCGAAGAACAAAAGGCUCAGUCAGGUGAGGUAUCUGAGGCACUGUAUGAGAAAUUAGCAGAUGAAACUCUGGAGACACUGGCGGAAUACUUUGAGGAUCUCUCCGACGAGCCUUUCACCUCACCAGAGUAUGACGUUGUCUUUUCUAGUGGGGUGCUGACAGUGAAGGUGGGCCAAGACCAUGGCACGUACGUCAUCAACAAGCAGACGCCCAACAGACAGAUCUGGCUCUCAUCUCCAACGAGCGGUCCAAAGCGCUAUGACUGGAAUGGCACACACUGGGUUUAUUCCCACGACGGCGUCUGCCUGCAGAACCUGCUCUCCAAGGAAUUCUCAGCCAUUUUCAAGCGCGACAUGGACCUGUCACAUUUGAUUCAUCCCUGAACCUGGCUGUAUGGAUGAACUGCUUCUGUUUGUUUAUACGUUUCCCAAACCUAGAAAUGUUUGCAUUGUAGCCCUAAUGCAAUCAAGAUGAGGCCAACAGUCAUAGUGCUCCAGUCUAUAAGAUCCGGUUUGCCCUUCCAUAUAGUGAAACAGUUCAUGUAAAUAUGCAGGCCUCUUCAUGUGUGGUGUCAUUUAAUAAUCCUACUUUUUUUUUGCUCAAUAACUGCCCAUGAUUUUAUGGAUUUGUGACUUGUUUUUGAAAAUAUCCAUCAGAUUACUGUAAAACCUGUCUGUACAGUUACAGCCCUGUGGAAUUCUUGUUUUUUUCCCCCAGGAUAUACUCAGUCCAUUUUCACCAGAUAAAAAAAGGAUUAUGAGACACAGAUGGACAAAAGACCCAUUGUUUUAAGCUCAUGUCAGUUGGAUUUUCUGGCUUUUUACCUUUAAUAAAAUGUUGGUUUGUGGGUU